Messenger RNA from Paramecium octaurelia, 1169 nucleotides. NCBI's taxonomy places the organism in Eukaryota, Ciliophora, Oligohymenophorea, Peniculida, Parameciidae. The record is from the annotation of a GenBank genome assembly.
AUGUAUCUUCAAAGUUCUAAAUAUCAGGUUAUCUCGAUGAUUGGGUAAGGUUCAGCACAUGUAGUGUUUAAAGCUGAACACAAUUUAACUUAAAAGCUAUUUGCGAUUAAAAUGGAAAAAUAUCCCAAUUAAGGUUAAAUCGAUGGAGAAAUUAAAAUCCUAAAAGAAUUAAACUAAAUUGAAGGUAUCCCAAAUUUGAUACACCAUGGAAUUACUUCAGAAAAUAAGUAUUAACUUUAAAAUAAAUUUAGGUGCUUUCUUAUUUUGCCUCUACUAAACUGUAGUUUGCGUGAAUUAGUGAAAUCUUAACAGUUAUCUUUAUCUUAAACAUUGGCUAUAGGAUUAAGUCUUAUUGAAACUUUGGAAAAAGUUCAUAAAAAAAACAUUUUGCAUUUAGAUAUUAAACCAGAAAAUAUUAUGGUAUCAUAAAAAGUACAAAAAAAUUCAAAAGAAUAACUACUCUAGCCUGGAGCAAUUUAACUCAUAGAUUUUGGGUUGUCUUAAACUUUAGGAAAUUCAAAAUUCUUAAAAAAUGUAUUUAUUGGCUCAUUGAAUUUUGCCAGCAGAGCUUCCCACAAAGGAGAUUAGUUAGGGUAUAAAGAUGAUUUAGAAAGUCUAUUUUAUGUGUUAGUCUAUUUGAGAAAUUGUAAUUAUCAUUAUUAACUCUAGGUAAGUUGCCGUGGUCUCAAAAGCCUUCUAUGGGAUUUAAAAAUAUGGAUAUCAAAUUCAUUGGAGAAAUGAAAACAUCUAUCUUCAAUACGAUGGUAUUAUGCCAAAAAUUUCCUUUAGAAUUCUCCAAAUUUAUGCAAUACAUUGAUGAACUAAAACAUUAUUAAAUGCCAGAUUAUUCUUACAUUAAGGAGUUGUUUAUAAAAAUGUUAUAAAAUACAUCUUUAUCCCCAAUAAUGGACUAAUUUUUGAAUUAUUCUCCUGUUCAAUCGAUUAAUCAACUGGGAAAUUCGGAAACGAUGUAGCUUCCAGUUGAACAACAUCUUCCGAACAACAAUUCUAUAGAAACUUAAAUUUAAGAUGAUAUAAUAGAUGUAGAAGCUAAAGUAGUACAUUUAUCUGACUUGAUUGGAAAAUACACAACUAUUUAAAUCAAGUCAAUUUACAAUUUAAAUAUUCACUAUGAUUAUAAUUCUUCUAAUUUAUUCAUAAAAAAAUGA